UUGCUUUGUACAUAGGUCUCACGCUCUUGACAUUCAAUUUGGGCUUAAGCAAGAAGAACAAAUUUGUAUUAGAAACAAUUUCUGGUAGUCGUGUUUUUUCCUUUGAAGGAUUGAGAUCGUGAUCUCAACUCUCAGAUCUGUUUAUGCAUCUGCUGUUACAUAUGGGCUGAGAUAUAUAUUUCAUGGGAGGUGCAGAGGAUGAUGAACCACUCUCAAAACGUGUGAAAGUAUCAUUUGGAGAAUCAGCUGAUCGUUCGAACGGGACAUUUCUUAGGGAUCCUGCAAGCUUCCCAUUGAGUGACUUGAUGGUUCGUCCUCUGGAAUUUCAAGGGGACGAUGAGAUUGUUGGUAGAAAAGGAAUAGUCAAGAAAGUUGAAUUAGUUCAGAUCAUAGCCGAGGCGUUAUAUUCUCUUGGCUAUAAGAAGGCGGGGGCGCAGCUAGAGGAAGAGUCAGGGAUACCUUUGCACCCCUCUUUAGUAAAUUUAUUUAUGCAGCAAAUCCUUGAUGGGAGAUGGGAUGAAAGUAUAGCCACGUUGCAUAAAAUUGGUCUUGUGGAUGAAAAAAUUGUGAAGUUGGCAUCUUUUAUGAUACUGGAGCAGAAGUUCUUUGAACUGUUAGACAGAGAAAAAGUCAUGGAUGCUUUGAAGACAUUGAGGACUGAAAUUGCACCUCUUUGCAUAAAUAGCGAUAGAGUCCGCAAUCUUUCGUUGUGCAUUCUAUCACCUUCACAACAGGUUGUCUCUGGGGAGUCAGGUCCAGAAAUAAUGAAAAUAAAAUUAAGGACAAAACUACUAGAAGAACUGCAAGGACUGUUUCCCACAACAGUCAUGCCUCCCGAAAAAAGAUUGAUCCAUCUGGUUGAACAGGGGCUUGAAUUUCAACUGGGGUCUUGUUCUCUUCACAACUCAUUAAUCAAUGACAUGUCGUUGCUCACUGAUCACCAUUGCGGAAUAGAUCAGAUUCCAUCUCAGACUUUGCAGAUUUUAGAAGGACACAAAGAUGAAGUCUGGUUUUUGGAGUUCUCUCAUAACGGGAAAUACCUAGCCUCGUCAUCUGCGGAUUGUUCAGUAAUUAUAUGGGAGGUGAAGUUGGAUGGAAGGUUAUGCUUGAAGCACAAAGUUCUUGGUCAUGAGGAACCUGUGUGCUUUAUAUCAUGGAGCCCUGAUGACAGUAAGCUUCUCACCUGUGGAGUGGAAGAGGUCGUUAGACUGUGGGAUGUAGACUCCGGUGAGUGUAGACAUCUUUAUGAGAAAAAUGGUCUUGGUUUGAUUUCGUGUGGAUGGGCUCCCGAUGGGGAAAGGAUAUUUUGCGCUGUUACUGACAAAAGCAUUAGCAUGUGGGAUCUUGAAGGGAAAGAGCUGCAGUGUUGGAAAGGCCAUCGGGUUACUAAAAUAGCUGAUUUGGGGAUAACAAGUGAUGGGAAACACAUGGUCUCUGUUUGUAAAGAUAAUGUGAUACUGUUAGUUGGAUUGGAAUCAAAAACAGAGCAAAUAAUUCUAGAGGAUGAAGUAAUAACUUCAUUUGUAUUGUCCGCAGACGGUAGAUACAUAUUGAUAAGUCUGUUGAAUCAAGAAAUCCAUCUUUGGAGUAUAGAUGGGAUUAUAAAACUCUUACACAUCUAUAAAGGCCAUAAGCAAAAACGCUUCAUCGUAAGGCCUUGCUUUGGUGGACUUCGUCAAGCUUUCAUCGCCAGUGGAAGUGAGGAUUCACAGGUAUAUAUAUGGCACAGAUGCUCACAACAACUCCUCGGGAAGUUAGCUGGACAUGCUGGGACUGUCAACUGUGUUAGUUGGAACCCAGCAAAUCCUCAUAUGCUGGCAUCAGGAGGUGAUGAUCGGACCAUUCGCAUAUGGGGCUUGAAUCCUGCAAACGUGAUGAAGCACAAUGACGAGGGAGCUGUAAGUAAUGGUGUGAACGACUGCAAUUGCAGAACGUGAAGUCUUGGAGGUGAAUGAGCGAGUGAGUCGUUACAAGAUUUCUCUCCAUAACCAGUUGCUUUCGAUGUAUAAUCUCUUGCAUCAUUAAGCUAAACAUUUGAGACAAACAAGAAUGUACAAUUUGCAUUCAGUCCAGAAAUAAAUGUUGAACUU
This is a messenger RNA of Solanum verrucosum, 2090 nucleotides long. RefSeq names its product WD repeat-containing protein 26 homolog. Gene Ontology annotation, molecular function: protein binding. The record is from RefSeq and is a predicted model, not a curated record. Bases 183 to 1937 code for a protein of 584 amino acids. NCBI's taxonomy places the organism in Eukaryota, Viridiplantae, Streptophyta, Magnoliopsida, Solanales, Solanaceae. The transcript has 5 exons.